Messenger RNA from Penicillium macrosclerotiorum, 1713 nucleotides. RefSeq names its product fungal specific transcription factor domain-containing protein. The transcript has 2 exons. The record is from RefSeq and is a predicted model, not a curated record. Gene Ontology annotation, molecular function: RNA polymerase II cis-regulatory region sequence-specific DNA binding; DNA-binding transcription factor activity, RNA polymerase II-specific; zinc ion binding. The coding region runs from base 1 to 1713 and encodes 570 amino acids. Gene Ontology annotation, cellular component: nucleus. Lineage: Eukaryota; Fungi; Ascomycota; Eurotiomycetes; Eurotiales; Aspergillaceae. Gene Ontology annotation, biological process: positive regulation of transcription from RNA polymerase II promoter by galactose; DNA-templated transcription.
AUGACCUCUCCUGAUGAACCAUCUCUUCAUAAGGUAAAGUCCGCGCCCGAUUUGGACGCCAAUGAUCGACUCUAUAAACUUCAAUAUCAUGACUCAGAUAUCUUUGAAUGGGAUGAGAAUUCAUCAAGAGACUACAACUCCGUUGAAGAUGAUGUGAACGCGCUGUCUCUGUCGACGGGUCAGAAGUCAUCAUUCGUGGGCAUAUCAUCAGUUGCUGCAGCCAUAAGAGCUUUAACAAGGGUCUUGCCCACACACUUCAAUGAGCAAAAGCCGAUGAAUCUGAAGUCCUCGCCUUCUGUAUUUGAAACACCACUAGCGGAUAUGCCAUUGCUAAAUUUCAAUCGCAUCGCCUCCUACCGUGAUGAACAACGACUUAUCGAUGCAUACUUUGCUACCAUCCAUGUUUUUGCCCCUAUAAUCCAUGAACCCAGUUUUCGCAACAAGUAUCUGACCAGUCAUGAUUGUCAAGACCGAUCCUGGCUUGCUCUUCUCAAUAUGGUACUAGCCCUUGGAAGUGUUGCAUCUUCUCCAGGAGAUUCCGACGAAGAUUGUCGAUUUUACCAUUUGGCUCAGCAAUGUCUUUCCUUGGAGAGCUUUGGCAACGGACGACUGGAAACUUUACAGGCCCUCGUGCUUAUGGGAGGGCAAUAUCUGCACUUUCGAAACCGGCCGAACACGGCAUCUGCCAUCAUAGGAGCAUGUUAUCGCAUUGCAAGCGGUUUAGGACUUCAUCUCAAGUUGCCAGAAGACUUUCACGGUCAUUUUAACCUCCCAGAAGAAAUAAAAAGAAGGAAUUGGUGGACAAUUUAUGUUCUAGACACGUGGGGGUCUGUGACACUUGGGCGACCGUCAGUUGCGGUCGGGGCGAUGAUUGACCUCCCAAGUAAUAUCUUGGAUGAUCAAAGAGGAGAACUUUCACCUUCAGAACCCACGAUUCAUUCUCCUUUGAUUCACAAUAUUCAUCUGUGCAAGAUAAUUAAUCGCAUUCAAGACCGACUUCUUGUCAGUUCUAUACUGAGUCACGAUGAACUACAGUUCUAUGAUAAAAUGCUGGUGUCUUGGUUUGAGACCCUUCCUUCUUUUUUGAAAUCUUCGGGUGCGAGUGCCCUGGAUUUGCAAGAUGCCCGUCUUGUUCUUAAAUGGCGCUAUCAAAACAUUCGAUUUCUCUUACAUCGCCCUUUGCUUCUCGAUACAGUAAUCCGGAAAACACCAUUCUUUUGCCUUUCUUCCAACGAAAAGGCCAUCGUUUCUCGCUGUAGGGAAAUCGCAGCAGAAUCUAUUUCCAGCAUCCAGACAGAGUGGCGUCCCAACAAAAUCUGUUGUUGGAAUGCAAUUUGGUUCAUUUUUCAAGCCUGUCUGAUUCCUUUGAUGGCAUUAGCCGUAGAGUCGACAGAGCAUACACAGUACCGAAGCUGGUGUCAUCAAGUCGAGGUCGCAAUCACAGUAUGUGAUGAAAUGUCGCGGUUUAGCCCUGUAGGCCAGCGGACAAAGAUCUUUUUACAGAAACUCUACUUCGCAGUGGCCGAGGAUGCUAUGCAGACAUCCAUGAGCUUUGGCGCCACAGAAGCCCCACCUUCCUUGGAUACAAUCAUGGGCAUCUUUGCUGGUGACUGGGAAAGUUCCAACGGAGGUUUUUUUCCGCAGCUGAAUCCGAGUUGCAUUUCCGAUAUGGACGAUCAAUUCCUUCUCGCCCAGUACCAAUCAUACUCCUGA